Molecule: messenger RNA, 1248 nt
Organism: Rhodofomes roseus
Lineage: Eukaryota; Fungi; Basidiomycota; Agaricomycetes; Polyporales; Fomitopsidaceae
Product: thiolase
Exons: 6
Coding region: 1-1248 (415 amino acids)
Biological process (GO): fatty acid beta-oxidation; phenylacetate catabolic process
Cellular component (GO): peroxisome
Molecular function (GO): acetyl-CoA C-acyltransferase activity
Source: RefSeq, a predicted model, not a curated record
AUGGCCAUAGAUCGCCAGUCGUUCGCCUCUACCGCCUCUGGCUCUGGCAAGAGCAAUGUGCUCGCAAAGAACCCGGACGACGUCGUCAUCGUCUCCGCUGCCCGCUCAGCUAUCACAAAGGGCAGGAAAGGAGGCUUCAAGGACACGCGCCCAGAAGAGAUCCUCUCUGGUGUAUUCCGCGCCGCAUACACCAAGGUCGGCCUCGACCCCGCACUCAUCGAGGACAUCACAGUCGGCAAUGUCCUCCAGCCUGGCAGCGGCGCCGGUACGGCGCGUAUGGCGGCGCUACAUGCGGCUAUUCCCUUCUCGACCCCCAUUAGCACGGUCAACAGGCAGUGUUCGUCGGGCUUGGCAGCGACGAACACCAUCGCAGCGCAGAUCAAGUCGGGUCAGAUUGACAUUGGUCUUGCCGCCGGUGUCGAAUCCAUGACUUUCGGCUACGGCGCGGGCGCAAACCCGGACGGCUUCUCCGAGGCCGUGCUCUCCUGCAAAGAGGCAGAGGACUGUCUCAUCCCGAUGGGCAUCACCUCUGAGAACGUCGCGCACGACUUCCACGUCUCGCGCGACGACCAGGAUGCCUUCGCCGCCUUGUCCUUCCAGAAGGCUGCCAAGGCGCAGAAGGAGGGCAGGUUCGUGCCCGAGAUCGUGCCCCUUACCGUGCCGUGGGUCGACCCCAAGACUGAGAAGGAGAGCACGACGGUCGUGGACCACGAUGACGGUGUCCGGGAUGGCGUCACGAAGGAGAGCCUCGCGAAGCUCAAGCCUGCGUUCUCGAAGGAUGGGUCAACGCAUGCAGGCAACGCCUCGCAAGUCUCCGACGGCGCCGCCGCGGUCAUCCUCGCGCGCCGCUCCGUCGCGCAGCGCCUCGGGCUCCCCAUUCUCGGCAAGUUUGUCGCCGCGGCCGCGAUCGGCGUGCCCCCGCGGAUCAUGGGCGUCGGCCCGCUCUACGCGAUCCCGAAGGCGCUCGCGAAGGCGGGGCUUGCGAAGGAGGACGUCGACUUCUUCGAGAUCAACGAGGCGUUCGCGAGCCAGGCGCUCUACUGCGUGCGCGAGCUCGGAAUUGACUUUGGCAAGGUGAACGUGUGGGGUGGCGCGAUUGCGUUGGGACACCCGCUGGGCUGCACUGGUGCGAGGCAGAUUGUGACGGGUCUGAACAUCGCGAAGCAGACGGGAGGCAAAAUUUUCGUGACGAGUAUGUGUAUCGGGUCGGGUAUGGGCAUGGCCGCGGUCUUCGUCAGCGAGCAGUAG